CGAAAAUUGUGGAGCGGCACUGUCAGUUUUAACGUGACUUGGCGCCAAUGCAAAUCGAGGUUACUUGUCCGAUAAACAUAGCUUUACUCAAGUAUUGGGGUAAAAGUGAUGAUUUAAACAUUUAUCCAUCCACCUCUUCCAUAAGUCUUACUUUAAACCAGUCUCAUGUCGGAACCAGAUCUAAAGUGUUAACAAGGAAUGACCUCAAGGAGUCACUGUUCAAACUUAACGGAAAGUGGGUCAUCGGAUUGCUCGUGAGUAUUUCUUAGGAUCAUGCAAUUUCCAGGCAGGCUUUUAGAUGUAAUAAUAGUUGCGCAGUUGCGUUCUAGACUAGACGGAAGGUUGGUCCCUUCUUUUUUGAGUGUGGAAUCUGAAAAUAAUUUUCCGACAUCUGCAGGGAUGGCAUCUAGUGCAUCUGGGACUGCAGCGUUCGCAUUUGCAUUAGGAAAGAUGUAUGGUUUGGAUGGUGACUACACUUCCCUUUCUCGGCGUGGCUCUGGAUCAUCAUGUCGGAGCUUACUAGGAGGGUUUGUGCAGUGGUCUAGCAACCAUACAGACCACACUUAUCACUCUUCUGUCCAACAGCUGUUUCCUGCAUCGCAUUGGUCAGAGCUUAGAGUUCUUAUAUGCGUUACUAAUGAAAACCCUAAACCUGUUGGCUCGACUGAUGCAAUGCUUUGCUGCGUAAAAACUAGUGAUUUGUUUCGAAAUGGCCGUGUACCAUCUGCUAAAAUACAUGAGAAAGAGAUUAUUUCAGCCUUAAAAAAUCGUGACUUCUCUGCAUUGGCAGAAGCGACUAUGCGUGAAAGUAACCAACUGCAUGCUUUAUGCCUUGAUACCUGGCCACCCUGUAUUUAUCUUAAUGAAUUAAGCCAUUCUAUAAUGGAUUUCGUUCACAACAUAAACAAUUAUUUUAUGAAAAAUGUGGUUGCUUACACGUUUGACGCUGGUCCAAAUGCUUUUUUACUGACUGAAUCACAAAAUAUUUCCAUUGUUUUGAAAUAUCUUGUUGAAUGUUUUGGUUAUACGGUGGGAGCCGAUAGCUCUGUUAAUGAUGCGGAUAAAAUUACCAUCAAAUGUCUGAAUUCAAAUAAGUAUCUGAAAGUUACUGGGAUUCCCUACGGUUUGUCAGAUAAACCGUUAGAUCAGAAUCUCUUGAAAAUAUUGCCCUCUAUUUCUGGUGGUAUUAAAUACUUGAUCAGUACUGAAGUAGGUAGUGGUCCACAGCUUAUAUCAUUCAUUCAUUGAAGAUACUCGAAUCAGAUGGAAAGUGGACAAAUAGAAACACGUGGUCAACUAUUUUUUUGUAAAAUCAUCAAUAGCUGUUGAAAGAUUUAUUUUAAAUCCAUUUUACUGUCUAUUGUUUAUGAUUGUUCAUACUGGUAUUUUGAUUAUUGAUCACAUAUAGCUUGUUCGAUUCCCUUUUAAAGCAACUGAAUAAGUUAGGUUGACCAAUUUUUUUCAGACUAAAUAAACCAAGGAAGUUGUGUCAGAACGAUGAUCUAAAUGCGCAAGGACUAACAAUUUUUGUAAUAAAAUUAGUGUUAAGAAUAUGGCUUCAAACAUGAUCACUUACUACCUCCCACGAUAUCAACAACCUAUCUGAUUUAUCCUUUUUGGUAAUAAAAAAACUUGGUCUUAUUUAAUAA
Molecule: messenger RNA, 1649 nt
Organism: Schistosoma margrebowiei
Lineage: Eukaryota; Metazoa; Platyhelminthes; Trematoda; Strigeidida; Schistosomatidae
Source: the annotation of a GenBank genome assembly